Molecule: messenger RNA, 2246 nt
Organism: Vanessa tameamea
Lineage: Eukaryota; Metazoa; Arthropoda; Insecta; Lepidoptera; Nymphalidae
Gene: Syn
Product: synapsin
Exons: 15
Coding region: 502-2103 (533 amino acids)
Biological process (GO): neurotransmitter secretion
Cellular component (GO): synaptic vesicle membrane; synaptic vesicle
Molecular function (GO): metal ion binding; ATP binding
Source: RefSeq, a predicted model, not a curated record
UGUUUGGCGUGCGCCGUCCCGCCGAUUUUCACUUCAGUCUCUUGGAAGGCACCCCCAUUUACAUUCAUUUUCCUACCCGUUAAAGCGCAACCAGUGCUCCGUAAGCCGAUUCUCUACGCUAUCGGAUUUACCUUGCAAUAUAUCCUCCGUCCCAUCCUCGGCCACGGGUUCGCUAUUUGUUCCGAUACUAUUGACUUCUGCACUUGCGGGUGAACAUCCCGAGGAGCGGUCAAAAUAGAUCGUUCAGGGUGCCCUGGAAUCUGUGGCCCGCAGGCCGCGACCACAGCAACCCUGUCUUUCUCAAGCUUCCGAAAUUCAUUUACUUCCAAUGUCAAUUACCUGAAAAGAAGCUCAGCGGAGGCGUUGCGCAGAUUCAGUUCGGGAGACCUGCAGUCCGAGUGCGAUGAAGGCGAGGUGGAUCCUUACACCGGCCGACCGGCCACCACUAGCCAGCCCAAGCCGCAGAAUCAGAGGCCGGCCUCCCAGGCCACGGGCGGCAGUAUGGGCAGCGGGUCAGCACCACCAGCUCCAAGCGCCGGUAGCGCUGGUGCUAGCGCCGGUUCUGGCGGUGAUCUCUCCUUAAAUCUUCGCGGCGGAUCGCGAGGCACAUCCGCACCAUCUUCCCCGGCCAAGUCAAGGGAGUCACUACUGCAGCGCGUGCAGUCGCUUACAGGCGCUGCACGUGAUCAAGGAGCUAAUUUGUUAGGAAGCGUGACAUCUGUAGCUUCGGUUGGCCGCGGCUAUAACCGCGACCGGUGUGUCACGCUACUAGUCGUUGACGAUCAAAAUACCGAUUGGUCAAAGUAUUUCCGCGGGCGCCGCUUGCCUGGCGAGUGGGAUAUCCGCGUGGAACAGGCUGAAUUCCGUGAAUUGUCUGUGACGGCGAGUUCCGAUGGAGCAAAUGUGUCUAUGGCGGUCUACCGCAGCGGAACUAAAGUAACUCGUUGCUUUAAGCCAGACUUCGUGCUGGUGCGGCAGAACGUCCGCGACGCUGGCGCUGACCACCGAGCACUGCUACUAGGUCUGAAGUUCGGCGGAGUGCCUUCUAUUAACAGCCUUAAUUCCAUCUAUCAUUUCCAGGAUCGGCCUUGGGUGUUCGGACAUUUGCUCCAGUUGCAACGGCGUCUCGGCAGAGAAAACUUUCCACUUAUUGAGCAGACCUACUAUCAUAACCACACAGAUAUGGUAACGGCGCCGAAGUUUCCAGUGGUGAUCAAGAUCGGGCACGCGCACAGCGGCGUGGCCAAGGUGAAAGUGGACUCUUUGGCCGACUUCCAGGAUAUAGCAGGUGUAGUCGCUAUGUUGGGAACGUACUGCACUGUGGAGCCAUAUAUCGACGCUAAGUAUGACAUCCACAUUCAAAAAAUUGGUACCAACUACAAGGCAUUCAUGCGCAAAUCUAUAUCCGGUAAUUGGAAAACUAAUCAAGGAUCAGCAAUGCUUGAAGCUAUUGGCAUGAACGAUAGAUACAAAAUGUGGAUCGAUGAGGUGAGCGAGAUAUUUGGAGGCCUUGAAGUUUGCGCUUUGGAGCUGGUUGUCGGGAAGGACGGUCGCGAACAUAUCAUUGAGCUCAAUGAUUCAGCCACUUCCUUCAUGGGAGAUACUCAAGAGGAGGACCGGCGUUAUCUUUCAGAACUUGUCUUCCAACGGAUGCAGUCGGUGUGCCGACCUGGCAUUACCAAGACUACUUCCCGGAGCUCCGUGUCCGGUAGCGGCGCAGCAUCACCUGAAGACCGCGUAGGAGCGCCGGGUGGUCCACCAAGUGUACCUCCCCCCGUUCCUCUAGCUACUGCCACCAGCAUCGAUCGCCCACUGCCACCAAUACCCGCGGAACCCUCUCAACCGCCACCACCACCGCUCACUCGCCGCGAUUCCCAAGUCUCUCAAUCCUCAACCGUAUCGUCCGCAUCAGGAGCGCCUAGCACGGGCAGUGCAGUCGCGGGUGCGGUUGGCGCACAAGCGCAGACUCAGUCCGCCGCCGGAACAAGCGCACGCGGAGGUUUUGCAAGGCAAGGCUCACUCAGCGCCACGCUUACCGAAGACGCAGAGGACACUAUGAAAAACUUGCGCAAGACUUUCGCGGGAAUAUUCGGAGAUAUGUAACACAGCAGCAGGUCUAUCACACUGGGCGAAUAAAACCGACUCCGAUAACGGUUUUAAGUUUAAUUUGGCCUUUCAUAUGCUAACCUUUGUAAACAGCGGUAUCGACGUAGUUUUCGUGAUCUGAUUUUGUAAAACGGCUUCAA